Molecule: messenger RNA, 3302 nt
Organism: Micropterus dolomieu (smallmouth bass)
Lineage: Eukaryota; Metazoa; Chordata; Actinopteri; Centrarchiformes; Centrarchidae
Product: endothelin receptor type B-like
Exons: 8
Coding region: 321-1559 (412 amino acids)
Biological process (GO): G protein-coupled receptor signaling pathway; regulation of blood pressure; vasoconstriction
Cellular component (GO): membrane
Molecular function (GO): endothelin receptor activity
Source: RefSeq, a predicted model, not a curated record
GCACAGCGGGACAAACUGGACACAUUGUGAACUUUCCCUGCUUUAACCACACAAAUAAAUCGUAAUUUUCAUAUAAAAGCAUCCGACUAAUUAGUGGAACUCUGCUGGAAUAUCGAUCGGAAAACUUUGGCUUUGACCACAGAACACUGCGGUCCGGACAAACGAGCACAGAUUCAGACCCAUGCUGCCAGGCCCGGAGCAAGGCCCGUUGUGUGAAUGUGUGUAAGCGUGUGAAUAUGUGUGUGUGAGUGCCUUUGAGUGUGUAUUUUUAGACUGAGUGGGGGAACGUCUUACUGUGUGAGUGCCAGGCUCGUGCGAGGAUGAGGGCCGUCGCUCUGCUGUCUCUCCUGAUGGUCGCGGAGGUCGCAGCCUCUCGGUUUGUCCGCGACUCCCAGGCCGACCCCGAGGUGAUAGAACCCUCCAAGAACAACGCCUCCAUCCCGAUUCAGCCCCUACAGCCGGCCCGGCCACGGGGCUCCUUCCCCCCAAUGUGCAUAAAGCCCACAGAGAUCAAGCACACGUUCAAGUAUGUGAACACCAUCGUAUCCUGUCUGAUCUUUGUGGUGGGGAUCAUCGGCAACUCAUCACUGCUCAGGAUCAUAUAUAAGAACAAGUGUAUGAGGAACGGACCCAAUGUCCUGAUUGGCAGCCUGGCACUUGGGGACCUGCUUUAUAUUAUCAUCGCCAUACCCAUCAAUGUGUUUAAGUUAAUAGCCGAGGACUGGCCAUUUGGCGUGUAUGUCUGUAAGUUGAUGCCGUUCAUCCAGAAAGCUUCAGUGGGGAUCACCGUCCUCAGCCUGUGCGCCCUCAGUAUUGACCGUUACCAUGCAGUGACAUCAUGGAGCAGGGUGAAGGGGAUGGGGAUCCCUCUGUGGAAAGCAGUGGAGGUGACUCUGAUCUGGCUGGUUGCUGUGCUGCUCGCAGUCCCUGAGGCACUGGCAUUCGACAUGUUGGAGAUGCCGUACAGAGGCAACAAGCUGCGAGUGUGUCUGCUGCAUCCAGAACAGACCACCAGCUUUAUGAAGUUCUACCAGGAUGUGAAAGACUGGUGGCUGUUUGGCUUCUAUUUCUGCUUCCCGCUGGCCUGCACCGGAAUCUUCUACACGCUCAUGUCCUGUGAGAUGCUCAGUCGCAAAAAAGGCAUGCGCAUCGCACUCAACGACCACAUGAAACAGAGGAGGGAAGUAGCGAAGACGGUGUUCUGCCUCGUGUUAAUUUUCGCUCUCUGCUGGCUGCCCCUUCAUCUCAGCCGUAUUCUGAAGAAAACUAUCUACAACCAAAAUGACCCCAACCGCUGUGAACUGCUCAGCUUCCUGUUAGUGAUGGAUUACAUCGGCAUCAACAUGGCCUCCCUAAACUCCUGCAUUAACCCGAUUGCCCUUUACUUUGUCAGCCAAAAAUUUAAAAACUGCUUCCAGUCCUGCCUGUGCUGCUGGUGCUACAGAACGUCUCCCCUGGAUGAGAGAGGUUCAGGAGGACGCUGGAAGGGCUCUUAUCACGUGAAUGGACUUGACCGCUCCAGCUCCCGCUCCAGUCAGAAAUACACAAGCUCUUCAUAGACACACACACACACACACACACUCAUCACACACCUCUUCUCUGCAAAUCAGAUCCCAGUACGGAGGGGAAAAUGGAACAACUUCUACAGGACUCACAGCAGACUGAAAGAUCAACCCCAAACAGAUGAACGACAUAACAGGACUGUAUCUUUUCAGGCUGUAAUACUAACUGCAAAAACUACGAUAAAACCAAGGCUACAUAAAUCUGCCGAGGCCUGUGCGGAGGACUAAAAGUCCCUUAGUGGACCAACAUGGUAAAUACAUUUCUAAAGAUUGGUUAUUAAAGCCACAUGUAAAUAAAUGUACAUGAUUAUCUACGUGCAGAUAGCAGACCUAUUUUAUGAUUAUAUCUAGCCUAAGUUCUUCAUGUUUGUAAAACAGCGCUGAUGAGUACUGCCUGAUGAAGCUUUAAUACCUCUCGGGGAAAGAUAGAGGGAAACUGUGAGUUAUUUACAAAAAGCUUUAACUGUGCGUGCCUUUUUUUAAUAAAAAAUGCACGACUGUGCCUCUGCAUAUAAACAAAAUCAGUAGCUGAUUAUCUGACAAUCAACUGCAUUUUGUCACUGAACUCGUCAAUGCCCGUGAGACCUGGUGACAUCAUACAAGAGUAAAAUGGGCCCCACCACGUGCCUUACAUGUGUAGAGUGUAACAUUGGACGUCUUUUAUCUGGAAAUCAUUGCUGCUUUAAGUCAUGUGGAGGACAGCUGUUGUCUGAGAACACUGACAAAUACCAGAUGAUUUCCAUCACAAUUCGCAGAAGAGGUCUUUAUUAGUAAUAUUAUUAUUGCAGUAUUCAUGCGGCUGUAAGUGGUUUCCACUGUGAAUAAAGCCUUAACCUGUCUCUUACAACGUAGCUUUUAUUUUUCUAAGAAAAUAUUACAAAACACAUUUGUUUUGACUUGUUUUAUCUUCCAGCAUAAGUUGUCCAUUUAUUAUUUCCAAAUAUCUCACCUCUAUCAGUGAGUGAUCAUGUUACAAAGAUGUCCCUUUGGCCAGAAAAUACACACGUACUCAGUAGUCACGCACUUAAGACAAAUCUUCUGAUGCCAAAACAUCAACAAACAACCCAAUUAUGGGCUCUUUAAAAGGUCAGACAUGAGAAGAAGCUGCAGGUUGUGCCAGCCAUUAUCGUUUGGGGGAAAAUGAAUCAAAGUUUGAAUCAAACACUGGCAGUAGUGAGAGGCUAUACUGAUACAAGCACAAGAUGAAUCCAUUUUAUCUGGUGAUUUUCUUUGUCUCUCAGUACAUUGUGACUAAGAUAUGGCGUUAGAAAUAUUUUCCUAUAUCAAACCAAUAACCACAUGUGUCCUGAGAAACCAGACAAGGUGUUCACACUGCAGCAUUUAAAAUAGUCUUGAUUUAUGUAAUAUAAUAUAUAAAUGUUCUGACAAAAUAUUUCCUUUGCUCCUGUAGUAGAGUUUGCAAUGGUGCAAAUGUGACUCAUUCGCUCAACAUAUCUAUCUAUGUCAGGGGUGGCCAAACUUUUCUGUUUGUGGGCCAUGUACAGAAAAACAGAAGAAGUGAUCAAAUUCUGAAAUUUUUGGCAUUCACUCACUAUAUCACGUCUUUUUAGUUCCGCCAUGUGCUUUUAGUACUGGAAGGUCUGAGCACCUUUUGGACUGUCUUUCUAGAGGGACUAUAAGCUAAGACAUUUAGAAGUAGUUUGAGGUUGAAGAUAAAAUGUAAUAUGAAUACUGGCUGGUGUUUGCUGAGUAUGCUGUAAUAAAUAUUAUUUUAUAGCA